AUGCGUAUUGGACUACAGAGCGAUUUAGCUGCAGAACUGUUUGCCAAACAAUUGCUGGAUAUUGGUAACGGAAACGUAAGUCUUCAUGAAAAUACGCACUUUAUUAAAUUGCCAGAAAAUGGUUAUAAAAUUGUUAAUUCGGAAGAGGAGUUAAUAGAAAACGUAUUUCCUAACAUAUAUCAAAAUUAUCAGAACCAUCAAUGGCUUCAAAGUAGAGCGAUUCUGGCUGCCAAGAACUUAGAUGUCGAUGAAAUCAAUUUCAAAAUUCAAGCUAAGCCUUCUGAUCAAUAUAUAUACGUACAUAUUGUUCAUGACUUAGCUUUAAGUUAA
Teleopsis dalmanni is the source of this 330-nucleotide messenger RNA. RefSeq lists its product as uncharacterized. NCBI's taxonomy places the organism in Eukaryota, Metazoa, Arthropoda, Insecta, Diptera, Diopsidae. Bases 1 to 330 code for a protein of 109 amino acids. The record is from RefSeq and is a predicted model, not a curated record. The transcript has a single exon.